This is a messenger RNA of Musca domestica (house fly), 3137 nucleotides long. RefSeq names its product transcription factor castor (gene cas). Gene Ontology annotation, cellular component: nucleus. Gene Ontology annotation, molecular function: RNA polymerase II transcription regulatory region sequence-specific DNA binding; DNA-binding transcription factor activity, RNA polymerase II-specific. Bases 28 to 2628 code for a protein of 866 amino acids. Lineage: Eukaryota; Metazoa; Arthropoda; Insecta; Diptera; Muscidae. The transcript has 4 exons. Gene Ontology annotation, biological process: positive regulation of transcription by RNA polymerase II; regulation of neuron differentiation. The record is from RefSeq and is a predicted model, not a curated record.
AAAGUUUUGAAAAAAAUCCGAAGCAAAAUGUCUACCCAAUUGGAAUUCAUAAUGCAGUUGUACAUGAUGAAUCUCUUGCAACAACAACAGCAAAUGCAACAAAAUCAGCAGCAGCAACAACAGCAACAGUCACAACAAUUUGCCCCAAGUCCUGUCAAGGCCAAGGAUUCAUUGGAAUCAGCAGCAGCUGCAAUGACAAAUUUAAGGACCCAGAAACGCAAACUCUCCCAAAACACCAACACCAGUAGUAGUAGCCGUAGUUGUAGUCCCAAUAGUAAUUUGAGCAUCCAACAGCCACAACAACAACAACACUUAACACCCAGCUUUCCCAUCUCCACUGCUACUCCUCAAAUUUCCCUACUACAACAACAGCAACAACUACUCUUGCAACAGCAGCAGCAACAAACUCAGGCUGCCAUGAACCCCAUGUUGUUGAAUAAUUUGCCGGCCUUGACCCAAUUGAUGUUGCUGCAGCAGCAACAACAACAGCAAAUAACCUCCUCCAAUCUCCUGCUAACACCCACCACACCCAACUCCUCCUCCCACACCUCGUCCUGUACCCCCUCAUCCUCCUCCCCCAUGGCGGCGAAUUAUUUGGCCAACAGUUUUGGGGUUUAUGCUGGAGCCAGCGUUUCCAGCGCUGCUGGCUUUUCCACUUCCGCUGCCACACCUCCUCCUCCAUCUCAUCCUCAUCAGCCAUCUAGUGCUUCUCUUUUCUUUCCCUCUUCUGCUUUUCCAGCACAAAAUUCUAGCUCUUCUUUUAUAGCCACCUCCACCUCCUCACCAAGCCAUAAUUUUCUUCAAUCAUCUACAGUGACAUCGACACCAAAUGCCGCCGUCGGCUCCACCAGCGCCGCUUUGGAUGUCCACAAUGUAGACGACACUGAAGAGGAUAAUGGCGAAGAAAUGGAUGUUAAAUUCAUUAAAACCGAACAAUUGACCAACGAAGUUAUGCACUUAACGGCAUCGGCCCAUUCCACAUCCGGUUUGAGGCCAUUGGAAUUGACCUCGGAUUCCAUGGAGGAUUCCAAACAAAUGCCCUUUACUCCCGAGAAAUCGGAAUACUCCCUGAAACCCCUCGCAGACCAUGAUCCCUCAAAUGUAACCCCGGUGACUUUGAAGAAUGCCAUACUAACACCACCCUCAAGUGAACAGCUUUCUUCAAAGCACACCGGCAGUUCGGCAUUUGAGGGUUCAUCGUCUUCGGCGGGUAUGAAUAAAUCCUCGUCGACGGCCUCCAAUUCCUCGGCCACCUCGGCCACAAAUUCUACCACAAAUCUAACGGGCAGUACUUGUGUCUCGGCGACGGGUGUGGAUAGUUUCCUGACCGAGGAGAACCUUAAACAUUUAAGGAAAAACUCCUCAUAUUUGGAGUGUGAAAAUCCGCUGUGUCGCCAAGAGAAUCUACGCGAACAUUUCCACUGCUAUGAGGAACCUUGCCAGGGAAAGAUCCUUAGCAAAAAAGAUGAUAUCAUACGCCAUUUGAAGUGGCACAAGAAACGCAAGGAGAGUCUACUCUUGGGUUUUGCCCGUUUCUCGUCAUCCGAUGACUGUGCUCCCGAAUAUGGUGCCGGUUGUGCCUACAAUUGGAAACAGACCCAUUAUCAUUGUAUCUAUGAGGAUUGUCCCAAGGUCUAUGUCAGCACCAGUGAUGUCCAAAUGCAUGCCAAUUUCCAUCGUAAAAAUUCGGAAAUUGUCCAGGAAGGUUUCCGGCGCUUCCGGGCCCAUGAAAACUGCAAGAUUGAGGAGUGUCCCUUCUAUGGCAAGAAGACCUCCCACUAUCACUGCUGUCGCGAGGGCUGCAAUCACACCUUCAAGAACAAGGCCGAUAUGGAAAAACACAAGGUCUACCACAUGAAGGACCAUCAACUGACCCAGGAUGGCUUCAAAAAGAUUCUGAAAACCGAAAAAUGUCCCUUCGAUGACUGCAAAUACUCCUGUGUCUCCAAUCACAUCCAUUGUGUGCGGGAGAAUUGCAAUUACAUUCUGCACUCCAGUACCCAAAUGAUUUCGCACAAACGUAAACAUGAUCGGGCCGAGGGGGAGCAAAACUAUCAGCAGUUCAAAGGCCAAAGGGAUUCCAGCGAAGAAGAGUCGCCCAACAGUGUGGGCGCCAUGCCACCAGCAGCCGUUACUGCCAACAAAAAUCUAAGCACAAAUACCUCAACCCCCUUGUCUUCGCUGUCCGCCGAACACUUCUUGGCCCGCAAAAGGGGUAGGCCACCAAAGAAAAUUCAAUUACCUGCCGAAGCCAGUGAGGCCAAACGCCUGAAAUUGGAAUCGCCAGCCGACUCAAACUCCAACAGCUCCAUUUCAAAUGCCAAUCUGCCGGCGGUCGGUACAGCAAAUCCCUUGGCCCCCACCAUGCCCCUGAUGAACCCCUUUAUGGCCAACUUCAAUCCCGCCAAUGUGGAUCCCAAUGCUCCCAACUUCCAGCUGACUCAUUUGAUGGCUCUCUUUCAACUGCAAAAUCCUCUCUUCUAUCAAAAUCUGUAUCCCCGAGGUCUAACAGCUGCCAAUAUGGCCAAUUUAUUGGGUUCCAGCACUUUGCCUGCUGCAGCGGCUCCCAACACCCCCACGACCAAUGUGAAACAGGAAUUCAAUGAGAAACCAGAAUUUAAGGAAUGAAAAGGGUAUUAUAGGGUUCUAUUAUAGACUUGGUUUUUUAACUCCACCCUGGCAUGGCCCUAUGCAAAAUGUUUGGCUUUCGAACAUUUUUUUUCUGGGCCUGGAUGGGCAUUAAAAGGCGAUCUUGUUUUUUAGAUCUUUGAACGCACAGAAGAUCCAGGGAGAUCGUCUCCUUUUUUGAGCAAUAGGAAAAAAGGAAUUGGGCUGGCUUGUCGACACCGAUAAGCUUAAGGCUUUAAUUCCUUGGGAAUAGAGAAAAAAGACAGGCAGGUUAGGUAGAGCGUGAGAGAGAGAAAAAGAGAGAGAGAGUGAGAAAAAAAUCCUCUCCCUUAAAGGUUUUACUUAUCAAGGACACAAAACGACAGUCCGCAUAAGUAAAGGUCCAAAGAUUUGGAAAAUUUCUUUCAAAAGAUUUUUCUUCUUUAGAUUCUGAAAAUUUUUGCAACAAAUUUUCCAAUUUUUGGCAUAUUUUUCAUAUUUUCCAAACCCACAAAUGUCUUGAUUUGAAA